AUGUCGUCUGACCUCCUCUCUUCCCUCCCUACUCAGCUGUUUAUAAACAACCAGUAUGUCGACAGCACAUCCUCUGCCCGUCUCUCUCUUGUGAACCCGUACGACGGCUCGCCCAUCCCCCACGCCGCCCACAUCGCCUCGAAAGAAGACGUCGACACCGCCGUCGCAGACGCCACAACCGCCUUCAAGACCACCUGGGGGAAGCUCGCCCCCUCCGAGCGCGCAAAAUGCAUGCUCCGCUUUGCGGAUCUCGUCGAACAAAAUGCGGACCGUCUCGCGACCCUCGAAUCCCUGCCCACGGGGAAGCCCGUCUCUCCGACCAAGGGGUUUGAGAUUGCGCAUAUGGUUGAGGUUUAUCGAUACUACGCUGGCUGGACCGACAAACUCGCCGGCGAAUCGUACCCCGAAUCCAACGGAACCUACAAAAUCGUCCGCCACGAGCCCCUCGGCGUCUGCGCGGGGAUCGGCUCCUGGAACGCGACGUUCAUGUACAUCGGGUGGAAGAUUGCGCCGGCCCUCGCGGCGGGCAACUGCUUCAUUUACAAGCCGUCUGAAAAGUCACCCUUUGGCGCCCUUGCGCUCGGUGAGCUCUAUGCGCAGGCCGGAUUCCCGCCGGGCACGGUGCAGAUUCUGAACGGGGCAUCGGAGACCGGGGCUGCGCUUGCGGGGCAUUUGGGGAUCAGGAAGAUUAGUUUCACGGGAUCAAUUGGCGGGGGCAGGGCCGUGCAGGAUGCGGCGACGAGGAGUAAUCUGAAGAAGGUUACGCUGGAGCUUGGGGGGAAGAGUCCGGCGAUUGUCUUUGGGGAUGUGGAUUUUGAGAGGGCGGUUGGGGGUGUCUGCGGCUUCCUGUUUAACUCGGGCCAGGUCUGUGUCGCAACAAGCCGCGUCCUGGUCCAAAAGCCCAUCGCCGAGAAAUUCAUCGAAGCCCUCAAAACGGCCUUUGCCGCAACAGAAGCGGCCCUGGGUUCCGACCCGCUUGACCCAGCUACCUCGUUCGGGCCCAUCGUCGACAAGCUUCAAUUCGACAAGAUCAUGUCCUACAUCGAGAUCGGCAAGAAGACUGCAACCCUCGUCACUGGUGGCGAACAAAAGGGCGACAAGGGGUUCUUCAUCAAGCCGACUAUCUUCCUGAAUCCGGACCCCGAGAGCCCGAUUGUCCGCGAGGAGAUCUUCGGACCCGUUAUGUGUAUACAGACGUUUGAGACGGAGGAGGAGGUUGUUGCGUUGGCGAAUGGGACGGAGUAUGGACUUGCUGCAUCAAUCUACACCUCCAACAUCGACCGCGCCCUGCGCGUGUCAAGUCAGCUUGAGUGCGGUGGCGUCGCCGUCAACUCGCCGUUCCUACCGGAUGUGAACACUGCGUUUGGAGGGAUCAAGGCGAGUGGGCAGGGACGGGAGCUGGGCAAGUAUGCGCUGCUAGAGUAUACGGAGCCGAAGAGUGUGCAUAUCAAGUUGGAUAUGGGGUCGAAGUUGUAG
Aspergillus calidoustus is the source of this 1476-nucleotide messenger RNA. The record is from the annotation of a GenBank genome assembly. NCBI's taxonomy places the organism in Eukaryota, Fungi, Ascomycota, Eurotiomycetes, Eurotiales, Aspergillaceae.